This is a messenger RNA of Lachancea nothofagi CBS 11611, 1569 nucleotides long. The record is from the annotation of a GenBank genome assembly. NCBI's taxonomy places the organism in Eukaryota, Fungi, Ascomycota, Saccharomycetes, Saccharomycetales, Saccharomycetaceae.
AUGUCUUUCAACGAUUGUUCUAAAGCCUUGGAGUACUUGAACUCCUACGAGGAGAGAGAUGGGUUGUCUGCCGAUCAACUAAUGGACUCCAAGACCAGAGGUGGUUUGACUUACAAUGACUUUUUGAUUUUGCCUGGUAAAAUCGACUUCCCAUCCUCAGUGGUCAGCUUGCAAACCAAAAUCAGCAAGAAGAUCACUUUGAACACACCAUUCGUUUCAUCUCCUAUGGACACCGUCACAGAGUCCGAAAUGGCCAUCAAAAUGGCUUUGCUAGGUGGUAUCGGUAUUAUCCACCACAAUUGCUCUGGCGAGCAACAGGCUGCCAUGGUCAAAAAGGUGAAGAAGUACGAAAACGGAUUCAUCAAUUCGCCAGUCGUUGUGAGCCCUGAUGCUUCUGUAGGUGACAUCAAGGCCAUGCGCCAAAGAUUAGGAUUUUGUGGGUUCCCCGUUACUGAGGGCGGUACAUCGUUAAGCAAGUUGGUGGGUAUCGUCACUUCUCGUGAUAUCCAAUUCAUUGAGGACAACUCCUUGCUCAUCUCCGAAGUCAUGACCAAGGAACUAGUUAGCGCCAAGGUCGGUGUUACUUUGGCGGAAGGUAAUGAGAUCUUGAAAGCUACCAAGAAGGGUAAAUUGCCAAUCGUUGAUAAGGACGGUAAUUUGGUUUCAUUGUUGUCCAGAACCGAUUUGAUGAAGAAUCAAUCUUACCCAUUGGCCUCCAAAUCAGCCACUACCAAGCAGCUAUUAUGCGGUGCUGCCAUUGGUACUAUCCCAGCUGACAAGCAAAGACUACAACUUUUGGUUGGUGCCGGUUUGGAUGUCGUAGUCGUUGACUCUUCUCAAGGUAACUCGGUUUUCCAAAUUGAAAUGAUCAAAUGGAUCAAGGAAUCUUUCCCAGAAUUGCAAAUCAUCGCCGGUAACGUCGUAACCAGAGAACAAGCUGCCUCUCUAAUUCAAGCCGGUGCAGAUGGUUUAAGAAUUGGUAUGGGAUCUGGUUCUAUCUGUAUCACUCAAGAAGUCAUGGCUUGUGGUAGACCCCAAGGUACCGCUGUUUACAAUGUGACUCAAUUUGCCAACAAGUUUGGUGUUCCAUGUAUGGCCGACGGUGGUAUCGGUAACAUUGGUCACAUUGCCAAAGCUCUUGCGUUGGGUGCCUCAUGUAUCAUGAUGGGUGGUAUGCUUGCUGGUACUACUGAAUCCCCAGGUGAGUAUUUUUUCCAAGAUGGUAAGCGUUUGAAGACUUACCGCGGUAUGGGCUCGAUUGAUGCUAUGCAACAGACUGACAAAAAGGGAAACGCAGCCACUUCUCGUUACUUCUCCGAGUCAGACAAAGUUCUGGUUGCACAGGGUGUUUCUGGUGCUGUCGUUGACAAAGGUUCUAUCGAAAAAUUUGUUCCUUACCUAUACAAUGGUCUACAGCACUCUUGUCAAGAUAUUGGUGUCAAGUCUCUUGAACACUUGAGACAACAAGUUGACAACUCCACCGUGAGAUUUGAAUUCAGAACCGCUUCCGCUCAACUAGAAGGUGGCAUUAACAAUUUACACUCAUACGAAAAGCGCUUGCACGAUUAA